GUUGGAAAACGAACGAACCCCCAGCUGUCACACAAUCAACGUGUUUUCUGUUUAAGAAGAGAUGUUUUCUUGAAAUAGUUUUUCCAAAAUAAAAUGAAUAAGAAACCGGUGUUGAGCGAUCAGGAUAAGAGAAAAGUUCUUUCUGCUAAGAAAAAACAGAAGGUGGUCCUGAAAAAUGUGCUGGUUCAGCCGUUUGAGAGAUAUUGGCCAGAACUCUCCGCAGCAGAUGUGCAUCAGUUCGUGCAAAGGUUUCAAGGUCUUCAUAAAUCAAUCUCACGCGACGACCCAAAAGCGACUACAAGCAUCAAAGCAUCCACUAAUACCUCUUCUCAACAAAAUGUGACGACAAACAAAGACUCAUUAUCCGACAAAGUGAUACUAGGACUACGAUCAUCGAUUCGUUGCGUAUCAUCCGGCAGAACGGUUGCACUGUUCAUAUCGUCGAAAAUACGACCGAAAUACAUUGUCGACCAGAUAAUCAUAAUGGCCGUUACGAAAAAUCCAAACUCAAGCAUUCUUUGUGUACCUGACAUGGAUGCGGCACUGCAGAAUGUACUCGGCUUUUCAUGUCAAUGUUUAGCUGUGGUGGACGAUCAAAAUGAAAUUUGGAAUUGGUCUGUGGAAAAAUUCAAACAGUUUGCUGUUCCGAAAUCAUUGCGGAAAUUCGAACUUCCCGUCACCGAACGAAUGAAUAUUGAUGGUGAACCUCAACGAAAGCGACCGGUUGUCAGGGAUGAAGUUGAUGUUUCAGCGCUGUAUUUACACAAAGCAAAUGUUAACGGCCGGACGUUUAUCCCUAGUGGAACGAUGUCGACAAAGGAUGCCGGAAACGAUUUUAUUUCGUUGGGUAGCAUAGGUCUGAAUAUUGCCAACAUUCGUCCCAAACACCAAAUGAUAUCAAAAGAUCAGAAAGCGGAUAAGACCGGUGCCAAAACAAUUUUCAAACCAAACGUACUGUCGGAAAAGUUUCCAACAAAACACAAGUUGAAGACAGCGCGCAAGCAACGGCUGCAUCACAAUCACAAUAAAUUUAAUUAUCUGCCAUUGAAAGUGAAUAAAAUUCAAGCGAACGCCGACAAAGUUAGGAAUAAGAACAAGAAAAAGAACAAAAAGAAUAAAAACUGAAUGACUUCAACA
Bradysia coprophila is the source of this 1137-nucleotide messenger RNA. RefSeq lists its product as uncharacterized. The record is from RefSeq and is a predicted model, not a curated record. Lineage: Eukaryota; Metazoa; Arthropoda; Insecta; Diptera; Sciaridae.